Zychaea mexicana is the source of this 653-nucleotide messenger RNA. Its product is annotated as cytochrome b5-like heme/steroid binding domain-containing protein. Gene Ontology annotation, cellular component: endoplasmic reticulum membrane; intracellular membrane-bounded organelle. Bases 73 to 450 code for a protein of 125 amino acids. The transcript has 4 exons. The record is from RefSeq and is a predicted model, not a curated record. Gene Ontology annotation, molecular function: heme binding. NCBI's taxonomy places the organism in Eukaryota, Fungi, Mucoromycota, Mucoromycetes, Mucorales, Lichtheimiaceae.
GGUUUCUCCCGUUCUCUCUUUCUCUUUAAUUGCAUCUGCAACCUCCCCCUUUUCUUUCUAAACAAAAACACCAUGUCCGACGUUAAAAUAUUCACCUACGAGGAAAUCGCAAAGCACAACACACGAGAAGAUUUGUACAUGGUCAUCAGUGGCAAGGUGUAUGAUAUCACUGCCUUUGUAGAUGAACAUCCUGGUGGUGAAGAAGUCUUGAUUGAUGAAGGGGCCAGGGAUGCCACUGGUCCCUUUGACGAUGUCGGUCACUCGGAAGAUGCACGCGAACUGUUAGACAAGUAUUAUAUUGGUGACGUUGAUCCUGCGUCUCAACCUAUUGCUGCUCCAAGUACAACCAACAAUGUAUCUUCCAGUUCGGCACCUCAGGGAAAUGCCUUGCGCAUCCUCGUUCCGUUGGUCAUCAUUGCCGUAUGGGUGUACUUCCGCUUCCUUGCCUAAUCUUAUAAUUUUCUCUAGAUCAACCCUACACUCAAGCACAUAUACACACUACAAUCACGCUAUUCCACAAAAAAAACCUGUCAACAAUCCCGUAGAGGCAGAAAACUGCAAGUCUUAUAACCUCUUUCUUUCACUGCAUGCUUUUUUUUCAGCCACUACUUUAUAUAUAUAUACUAAAAAGGUUCGAAAUGAGAAAAAAUAUA